CGGGCAGUGGGACCGCACCGGGCAGUGGGACCGCACCGGGCAGCGGGACCGCACCGACCAGUGGAACCGCACCGACCAGUGGAACCGCACCGACCAGUGGAACCGCACCGGGCCGAGCCGCAGCACCGAAUCACCGCCAUGGCCCUGGCGCUGCCGCUGCUCGAGCCGCCGUGGCCGCCCAGCCUGGCCCCGCUGAAGGCCGUGGAUGACUUGCUGCGCUGUGGGAUUUGCUUCGACUACUUCAGCAUCGCCGUGAUCAUCCCGCAGUGCUCGCACAGCUAUUGUUCCCUUUGUAUCCGCAAGUUUUUGUCCUACAAAACGCAGUGCCCAACAUGCUGUGUGGCAGUCUCAGAAUCUGACCUGAAAAACAACCGGAUUUUAGAUGAACUAGUGAAGAGCUUUAAUUCUGCAAGACAGCAGCUGUUGCAGUUGGUGUUGGAUGCUCCCCCAGUUCCAUCCCCUCCGGCCCUUAGCCAGCGCCCGGCUGCCGAGAGCCAUGAGAGUCCUGUUUCUCAGCCAGAUUCUAAAGAGGUGCCAGGGAUUGUCAGCUUCUUAAGAAAGGACAAAGUCUGCUCCUCCACGAAGGCAGGUGGCCUGGCAUGGACUGGUCAGAAGGGUUUCAAAACCGAGGAACACCACGACUUUCACAGCACUUCUGCAGAGGCUGGUGGUAAAGACAACAAAGUGGGGUCACAAGAGAUUCCUGGGUGCACGAAAAAUCAUGAAAAGCCUUCUACAUCUGUGGUUAAAGAAGACAAGAAAGUGGAAUGUCCUGUUUGUGAGGUUGCUAUUCUAGAGCAAUAUAUAAACAAACAUCUGGAUAGCUGCUUGACCAGAGAGGAGAAGAAGGACAGCCUCCGAAGUUCUGCUCACAAAAGGAAGCUGAUGUCCAAGGUUGUUUAUAACCUGCUGUCGGAUCGAGAUCUGAGGAAGAAGCUCAAGGAACACGGUCUGUCUACCUCUGGCACCCGCCAGCAGCUCAUUAAGAGACACCAGGAGUUUGUGCACAUGUACAAUGCUCAGUGUGAUUCCCUAAAUCCCAAAUCAGUUGCGGAGGUUGUUAAAGAGCUGGAGAAGAAUGAGAAGGUUCGGGUUCAGCUAGAGUGUAACAAACCUGGGGAGAAUAGCUUGACCUUCACAAAGGACCAGACAGAGGAAGAAAUAGAUGAGAUUCAUACUGAGUAUCGAAACAAACACCGAAGUGAAUUCAAGUUCUUGGUGGAUCAAGUAAAUAAACGGUGGAAGAAAAUAGGUGUGAAGAAAACAGAAGGUGCUCCAAUCAAAGAGGAAGUCUCUGUCAAAGAGCUGCCAGCAGCUGCAGAGCCUGGGGAAGAGCAUCACACAGCCGUUGUCCCUGGAAAAGCCCAGGCACUCCAAGCAGAAAUUCCUGAUGGCCAAAGAAGUGACUCUCAUGGUUUGAAGGAAUGGCAGAGAUCAUCCUCUCCUGAGUUCUCGCUGUCCUCUGGCUCAAGCAGCAGCACCAAUUCGGACAUUCUGGCGGAGGUGGAAGGGUCUGAGACGUGUUCCGCAUCCUCUGAGAGCAGCAGCUCCGCGGCCGUGGCAGGGAGCAGGAGGAAGCUGCGUCGGCCGCGAAUCCCCGAGAGUGCUGGAGCGGUGCUCCAGGGCAAGCGGAAGAGGAGCUAGUGCUGCAGGAGUGCCCGAGCUGGGAAACACCUCCUGGCUUUUUCCCCUUCUCUGAGUCCCUGGCUACUGAGUAAAAUGCUGUCUUUUCACAUCAUUGCCACUCCAGCUGCCUUAAUGACCAGGCUGCCGGGUUUGCCCACGGCCCCGUGGGCCACUGAUGCUUGAGGCUGGGCACAGAGUGCCAGAGCCCUGCGGGAGCCUGACCUGCCUCCUGUGCCUGAGCUCCCUUGCAGCACCGGGGUCUGUGUGCCGCCGCUGCUCCUGCUUGCGUCCUGUGGAAGCCUCUCCUGCCCUCCUGGAAGCAGCUGCAGGACAGUGUUUUGUUUGGGGAUGGUCCUGGUGCCCCAGUUCCCUGGCACAGCCGGGGACUGAGGAACGCGGGGAGAUUCUGUCCUACAUUAACAGGCUUUUUUAUAUAUGUCUGUGUAAACUUAGUUUUAUGUAUCGUUAUUUCACUUUGAAGUCCUCAAAAUGGAAAGAAGUUGGAAGGUUGUUGGACACGCAGUAUUCUGGCUUUCAAGCAAAUAGUUACGUGGAAAAGUCUGAUCUUCCUUAGGAGGUGGUGGAAUUUUGUGACACAAUAAAGCAGUGCAAGAAAAUGAAGGAAAUGCAAGGAACCUGAACAUUAGGGAAGGUUUUGAAAAAUAAAGCUUGUAAGCAAAACAUGAAAAAUAAUUCAGGUGCUUUUGCUGAGCCCUGAAGUUUUGGUCAGAGCCUGUCAGUGGGAACUUGGCAAAGAAGGCACAAAAUCUGAGUAAGAUUGAGGGUUGUUAUGUCUUGGCUUCAGACUGUAGCUGGGAUUCAGAAAUAAUCCUCCUCAAGCCAUGGUUCCCAGGAAUAUUUGUGUUUGGAGCAGGCUGAGUCGUGGCAGAUAUAAACUAUCGUAAGCAUGAGGUGGAGAGAUGCAGAGGCAAAGCAGGAAUCUGGUUGUGUUGAUUUGUUCCUUUUUUUACUAAACCAAACCUUUUGAAAGAAUCAUUGAUGUCUGCUUUAGGGCUGCCCUUUUGUCACAGCAGCUCACAUCAGGCACUGGAGUUGGUUGCAGUUGGCCAGUGAAUGGUAAUAAUGUAAAUUGGUAUCAUAAAGGGCUUUCUUUGUGAAGCAGCUGCUGUUGUGAGGGAGGGCACUGGUGUGGGGACACCACGGCUGCUGUGGCUGCAGGUACUGACAUUUGCAUUGGGAAUGAGCUGAAGAGCCACGCUGCCACGGGAGCUGUGGAAUUCCAUGGGGCAGGAGAAGGGACGGAGCAGCUGACACAUUAAAUACGGGCAUGAAUUAGACUGGUUUGCUGACAAUGUGUCAAGAUGAAUUUUUUUAUAUCACUUACUGUUGUCAUCACCAUUUAAAGUCCCAGCUGGUGACCUUUUCCUGAGAUGGAGUUUUUUCCCUCCUCUGGUACGGGGCUGUGGGUUGGUGCCAGAGGAGGGCGGUGGCGUUUGUGGAAUUGACAAAUGUGAGUGGGCUCAGACACAGGCGAGGUGCAGGGGGGGAAUGCAGGGAGCAGACAUGCUGGGCAAUAUGGAGGCUUAGGGAAAACGUGGAUUUGAUGGUCUGAUGCCUCAUUCCCACCCUGAUGGAGUGGGUACUUGGGCAGGAUCCAGGCUCUCCUGCUAGCCCCAGGGCCAGCUCCAGCCCCAGGAGAGUGCCAGGGUGCUGCCAGCUCCAGCCUUUGCCAGGAGUGGCUGCUGAUCCCCCGGGUGCCAUAAAUAAUGCUUGCUGCACAUCUCACCGACCCAAGAUUCACAGGAACCGCAUAACAUAAGGGAAAAAACAACAGAGAAGGAAACACAGUGUCCUCCCCACACUGUGCUGUCCCCUGCUCCCCUGGGCAGCUCUGCUCCUCCGUCACUGAGUCAAGGGGCAAGCGGGAGCGGCCAGGCUGGGGGCACAGGUCAGGGCCAGGGGAGCAGAGGCAGCGCUGACAGUGGUGGGGCACAGGGUCCUGCUGGGGCUGAGCAUGGCCCCAUCGAGGGGGAAAACCCCACCGCUGUGUUCUUUGGGUCAGUAACCAGAAAGUUACUGCAUCCCCCCUUUCACUGGGUCGAUUGGGACCCGUGUUUGGCACGACACCCGCUGGUUUGGCAGUGCAGGGCUGUGGGUGCCAGGGACCCUCUGUCUCACCCUGCGGCCCGAGAUGGGGGCCUGGGGACCCUCCAUCCCACCCUGCUGUGGGUCCAGCCUCUCUGCAGCAAUUCCCAGAGUGGAUCCAAGGCAGAUUCCCGAUGGCUGCGGCUCCCUGGAGAAUGGGGAGCAGGGCAGAAGCUCCCAGGAGGACUGAUACUGCAGCCAGGGUGGUGCUGGGCUGGCACUGGAAAGCUUUGGGAAGGGCUGCUUUGGGCAGGGAGUCCAUUCAGGAGGAAAUUAAUUUAGUCAUGGAGCAGUCCCUCAGGCCAGGACAGAAGGGCCAAAGUGGAAACAAAAUAAUCAAAAAGUACAGAUGUCCUGUUCCCCCAGCCCGGCAGCGGAGCCGUGAGAAAGGCAGCGAUCCUGGGAAUGGGGGAGAAGCAGGAGCAGAGUCACCCUGCUGGACACGGGCCUCCCCUGCUGGCUCCCACCACAUGUACCUCUGAAAUGGGCAGCUGGGGCUUCACCAGGAGUUUGGGCUGAGGGGACGCACCUGGUUUUGUUGGGCUUUGCAGAUAUUUGGGAGUUUAUUGGAUUGUUUUUGGCAGGCAGGAAUGCUUUGAAGGCAGAGGGGAUUUGCCCAGGCUGUGAUAGCUGUUGGUGCCUGCUCAGAGCAGGUGCUGCUCUGUUUGCAGCCUUUCCCUCCUGGUACUGGGGGAACUGUCACACGGUGAGCUGUCACUGCCACUGCUCUGCCUGGGCUGGAGAGGUUCCCUGGCAGCCGGGAGCGGGCAGUGCCAGCUCUGGACACGGCGUGGGCUCAGCACCCCUGGGAUGGACCUGCGGCCGCUGGGGACAUGCAGGUGUCAGGGACCCUCAAGGCCACGUCUCCAAGGGUGCUGUGUUUGCUGGCAGGAGUUAACAAUAAAAAAUCUUUUGGUUGAAGGUUGGUCUGUUUUGGUAGAGAGCAGAUAUUGUGGAAUUGGAUCACCUCACACAAACAGAAGAAUUGAAGAUGAAUCACAGUUACCUGCUGGGCAAGCCCAACACAAGCUCUGCUGCCCAGAGAAAAGAAUAAUUGUGGUUCUGUCCCACCUGGCAUCGCAGGAGCCAGAGAGCCUGAAUUCAAAAUGAUUGGACAAAUUGGUGAGUUGGGUCUAAAACAGCCACCUGGAAUUAAAUAAAGAAGAGGAUGAAUUACCAGCUUCAGGGAGGAGAAGGUAAACACAUUACUGCAAAUGGGAAGUAAUUAGUGAGGCAGAAAAGUUUGUAUUAAUGUAGCUGGGCUUCAUUUUCGUAGUGAAAGCUCACUGCUCUGGUUAAUUAUUUGGCCCCACAGAGGCAUUCCUGGAGCCUGGGCUGGGGGUUUCAUUGCACGUACUCUGUGGGAGAGAAAUGGGGGCUGUGUGAAAACACCCUCAGCUCUGUGGGCAUUCCCAAACACACCUCCUUAGAUACUCAAAUACUGAAUUAUCGUGCAGCCUCCUUCAUAUCACUUGGCUAAGAUUUUGUGAUGAACACCAAAUGUGAUUCACUUCCCUUUAUAUACAUGUGCAAAUAGCUGUAGAAUUUGCAUAUGGGUAUAUAUUAAAACUUGGUUUUGAUAUGGCUCUUCCAUCUUUACUUAACAAAAUCUCAGCGAGAUCUUGCUAUUUAUAUUCUGUUGAAAUAGAAAAGUGCCUCCCUUUAGUGGGCAGAAGCAUCAGUGUGUGUGCAGGGGUUGCAGGCAGUGCUGUGCCUGGCAUUAACUGCUGAUCCGCACCUCUGACUCUGGAAAGGUUUAGUUGAUAUCCCAGGUGCCAGGAGGUGAUGCUCAGUGUGUCACUCGGCUGUGCGGGUCCCAUAACACCUGUCACUGCUGCAGGUGUGAAUCCCAGUGCCACAGGUACGGCCCCAGGGCUCUGGGUCUCUGCUCUGCUUUUCAUUCCUUAUUGAUGGUGAUGGGUUCAGGGCACUGCCAUGAACAGCUUGAAGUUACACACAAAUGUAGUGAUCCCCCCCAAAAGUGGCUGAAUUAUUGUAUCAUCUCCCAACAGCUUGAACCUGCAGCCUCUGUUAAAAACCCCAUGGAUACAUAUUUCCACUUUAUUAUCCCAGCUUGUUACUCCCAGGGUCUGGGCAGGCUCCAUUGGUUUUAUGGGCUUUGAGGCCAUAAUGGGAUGAAGCAAUGAACAUUUUAGCACAAACAGCGUCCUUGGGAGGCUGUACAGACCUGGCUCCUCGGGGAGGUGCCUGGGGAGAGCCUCUGUCACCUCUGCUGGGCUGGGAUGUGCAGGGCGGUGUGGCCUGUGUGCGAUGGGCAGGUGGGAGCGGGGCAAUUCCCUGCAGCAACCACAGACAUCCACCCUGGGAGCCUCACAGCCUGGGUGGGACUGCCUGCAUGAAGGAUCAGCCUGGAUGACAGGAUCAGCAGCAUCCAUGGCCUGCUCUAGGCUUAAACGGGUUUAAGCUCGUUGAUUUGAUCAGAGCCCUGCUGCUGUAUCCCAGGGCUCACCCCAGGGCAGGAGGUGACAUCCCAGAGUGCUCUGAGAUGUGUCUGCAGAGGCUCUGGGGUUUCAUGUGGAGUGCCAGUGAUGGUGGGGAUGGAAAUGUGUACUGGCUUAAUGCCAGGAAACUCAGGCUUUUUCCAGGAUUUAGCUCCCAAAGCUGGAUGAGCCUGACUCGGGCUCUAGUGCUGGUGUGGGCUGGAGGCCAUGGGAGCAGAGGCCGAUGGAUUUCAGUGAACUGGGGAUUCGAAGGAAAUGGUUUGAGUCCCGUAAACCUUUCAGGGACACGAUGUGAGAGGUUCUCUAACACUGAGUAAAUUUAGUGUGUUCCCAGAUAAACCAGGCGAAGAGAAAAGAAGAAAUUAUCUUGAUAUGUGCAUGAACUUGUGUAAAUUCUCUUUCUGCUGUGAAUGCUUUAUGGAACUCAAGACUGCAGUAUCCAAACUGAUCCUCCCUUCCCUGCCUGUCUGCGUACACAAGUCAGUUUCUCUGGCUCCUCUGCUCAUCUCUGUGGUUUGAGAUUUACCAAAGUUAGUUUCCUGCAGGCUGAGUGCAAGAGGUGAGGACUAGGGAAAAACUCCAGGAUAAAGAGGAAUUCCCGUGCAAGAGCAGCCAGGUACCAUAUCCUGGCUCUCCAGCCUGCAGUGCUUGCUGUGGGCUGCAGCCAUGCAUGACUUCAGGGGCGGCUGCAGCUCCAUCUGCAAAGCUGUGGCCUGGGCUUGACAUUUUGC
Molecule: messenger RNA, 6925 nt
Organism: Hirundo rustica (Barn swallow)
Lineage: Eukaryota; Metazoa; Chordata; Aves; Passeriformes; Hirundinidae
Gene: RAD18
Product: RAD18 E3 ubiquitin protein ligase
Exons: 13
Coding region: 139-1644 (501 amino acids)
Biological process (GO): protein monoubiquitination; DNA damage tolerance
Cellular component (GO): Rad6-Rad18 complex; nucleus
Molecular function (GO): ubiquitin protein ligase activity; single-stranded DNA binding
Source: RefSeq, a predicted model, not a curated record